This is a messenger RNA of Solenopsis invicta (red fire ant), 2771 nucleotides long. RefSeq names its product dihydrolipoyllysine-residue succinyltransferase component of 2-oxoglutarate dehydrogenase complex, mitochondrial. The transcript is spliced from 9 exons. Lineage: Eukaryota; Metazoa; Arthropoda; Insecta; Hymenoptera; Formicidae. The coding region runs from base 153 to 1613 and encodes 486 amino acids. Gene Ontology annotation, molecular function: dihydrolipoyllysine-residue succinyltransferase activity. Gene Ontology annotation, biological process: tricarboxylic acid cycle. The record is from RefSeq and is a predicted model, not a curated record. Gene Ontology annotation, cellular component: oxoglutarate dehydrogenase complex.
UCUUUUUGGCGCUUUAGCCUCCGACGCCCCACCGUCACUAGCGCGAGAAGUCGUAGGCGCGCGCCGUCGUUCCUGCCCGUCGUCACCCGUCGUCUGCCGUUCGUGAGUAGACGUCCGAGUGUGUGUGUAAUCGUCUUCGCCUACCUCCGAGGAUGGCCGCGAUGCUGUCCAACUGUUCGCGGUUCGCGCCUCGCGUGAUCACGCGGAGCAACGCAUUGCGGGCCGAGGUCGCGAGAUCGUUGUGUAGUCAAGGACGCACUGUAGUUAUCCACACUGAACGUGUGUCCAACGCCAAAGCUCUAUUAUGUAGAAAGUACAAGACAAGCUAUUGUUGGAUAAAUCAAUCGAGACAUAUACGUUCAACUUCAGUGUUAUGGGAGAUAAGGGAAGUUGUAGUCCCUGCGUUUGCCGAAAGUGUCAGCGAGGGCGACGUGAGGUGGGAGAAGAAGGUCGGCGAUCAGGUGAAGGAAGACGAUGUCCUCUGCGAGAUCGAAACAGACAAGACUUCGGUUCCUGUACCAUCGCCCGGAGCCGGCGUCAUAAAGGAGCUCUUUGUUAAGGAUGGCGAUACAGUGAAGCCGGGGCAGAAGCUGUGUACCAUCGACAUCGGCGCGACUGGCGGCGCAGUGUCCGCACCCGCGGCGAAGGAGCCUGCCGCAGCCGCACCAGCGGCGAAGGCGCCGAAACCCGCGGAAGCGCCGCCAGCAGCAGCAGCAGCACCACCACCUCCGAAAGCGGCACCUCCACCCCCGAGACCCGCGGCAGCGCCGAUUCCGCCUCCUGCUACUCAACCACCACCUCAACAAGCACCUAUCGCGUCCAUGCCAGUUGCGGCUAUCAAACAUGCCCAGUCGCUGGAAGGCGCGAAAGUUCAGCUACCUCCUGCCGAUUACACGCGCGAGAUAAUCGGCACCAGGACAGAGCAACGAGUGAAAAUGAAUAGAAUGCGUCUGCGUAUUGCAGAACGUCUGAAGGACGCGCAGAACACGAACGCUAUGCUGACGACAUUCAAUGAGAUCGACAUGAGUCGCAUUAUUGAGUUCCGAAAGACGCAUCAAGAUUCAUUCACGAAAAAGUACGGUAUUAAGCUCGGGUUCAUGAGCCCAUUCGUCGCGGCCAGUGCCUAUGCUCUGAAAGACCAACCCGUGGUGAACGCUGUAAUAGACGGCACCGACAUAGUAUAUAGGGAUUACGUAGAUAUUAGCGUGGCAGUCGCGACACCGAAAGGGCUCGUUGUACCAGUACUUCGCAGUGUAGAAAACAAAAAUUUCGCCGAGAUCGAGAUUGCUCUGGCCGCUAUGGGCGAGAAGGCCAGGAAAGGGAAGAUCACUGUUGAGGACAUGGACGGCGGCACCUUCACGAUAAGCAACGGCGGCGUUUUCGGCUCGCUGCUGGGAACUCCCAUCAUCAAUCCGCCACAGAGCGCAAUUCUCGGAAUGCACGGCGUCUUCGAUAGACCGAUCGCCGUCAAGGGAGAGGUUGUCAUUCGGCCAAUGAUGUACGUAGCCUUGACGUACGAUCAUCGGCUGAUCGACGGACGUGAGGCUGUAAUGUUCCUGAGGAAGAUCAAAGCCGCCGUGGAAGAUCCUAGAAUUAUCUUGGCUGGCCUUUAAUAACUUGAGACACGUUUAACGAUACAUACGAUCACACCGUGGAUGAACAAGAGCGCGCGCGAGAGUCUGGAAACUCGGCAGGGAGCCUUCCCGCUUCCGGAAACCUCUAAUCACAUUGAAACGUUUCCUCUAAGGAACGUACCUCCCGAUAUCUUGUUUCGUCAAUCUCUAAGCCGCACGUGGAAAAUCGUAACAAGUGCAGUUAUGAGCACGAAAAGCACGCAAACUAGUCCUAUCUGUUAUUCUUGAAUUUUUGUAACGAGAAUAUUCAAAGCGCAUUCUCAUUUUACGCAUGUUUACAAUUCGUACAUCGUCGAACGACAUAAUCUAUGUUAUUGAAAUUUCUGAAUGUGGUAUCCGAUAACGUUUGCCGAACCGAUAAUCGCGUUCCCGCGAGCAUUCAUACUUCUGUUGCGCGUCAUACAUUGAUGUUAAAGGGCGAAACGCAGAGAGGCUGGAGCCGAGGAAAGGCUAGAAGGUACUUAUCCUAAGUACUCUAGAUGUAGAUUCACAAGUUAAAAAAUAAAAUCUCACCAAUCUAAGUUUCUUAAGCGUUGUUGAAUUGCGCGUCACGUAAGAUAAGUAAUGCGACUCGCUAUUAAAAUAUUUAGAUAUUUAAAUACAUGAAAAUGAUAUUGUUUGCACUUGUACCAAGCAUCUGCGGAGAAGGGGUGGGGGGAGGGGGUAUUUGUUGCACGGGUAUUUGUUGCACGUGAGGAGUUUUACACUCGAAAGAAAGCGGGACAUUCGCGAUCUUGUAAAUCAAAAGUUAUUUAUUAAAUAAACAGAUAAAUCCAAUUAACUUGUGACGCGGCAUGUUUUUGUGACGGUGUAUGUAUAUGUUGGCGAGACGUGGAGGAAGAAGCGUUCAAUCACAUGCUAACAUACAAAAGUGGGAGCACACUGCCAAGUCUUGCGACGAAUGUUUUGAGCCGCUAUUCGUGUAUUCGAUGCGAAUCCAUUUGCGCUGUUCCGCGAUAACGGCGAGAGUUUUAUCUCGCGACUUUUUCAUCUAAGUACGAGACGUUUGCAUCACAGCUUUAUGCGUGAAGAUAUGCGAGUGCUCUUAGUCCCAUUGUAAGAUAUAUUGUAUAUCAUACGAUACUGUGUAUUAACGAGGAAAACGCAUAUAAAGCACGCUGAUUAAUUAACUUCGAA